Molecule: messenger RNA, 533 nt
Organism: Balaenoptera acutorostrata (minke whale)
Lineage: Eukaryota; Metazoa; Chordata; Mammalia; Artiodactyla; Balaenopteridae
Exons: 3
Coding region: 86-514 (142 amino acids)
Source: RefSeq, a predicted model, not a curated record
CUUUGGCACCAUCAAUGGUUGCAAGUUUCCAGAAGAAAGGAGAGGCAACCGCGUGUGAGAGUUAACCCAAGUGUGCUGCCCCCGGAUGACAGGACUGGAGCUGACAGAAACCACAGCACCAGCCCCUCCGCCUCCAGAAAGACCUCCGUGCCCUGCCCACCGGCUCAGGACUCCCGUCUCUCCCGGGCUCCGCCCAGCAGGGCAGCAGGCAGCUGGUGGCCCAGGUCCAAACCCCAACCCCGCCAUCUGCCAGCCACGUGGCCCGAGCCUCAGUUUCCCCAACCCCAACCCCGCCAUCUGCCAGCCACGUGGCCCGAGCCUCAGUUUCCCCAACCCCAACCCCGCCAUCUGCCAGCCACGUGGCCCGAGCCUCAGUUUCCCCAUCCGCCGCUGUAAGUCCGACUCGCUCAUGGAGGUGCUGGGCCCCGUGGGCGGCUCUUCAGCACCCGACAUUCUCAGCCUGAACAUCCUGAAUUCAGCCUCUCGCAGGCCUUCAAUACGGGAAUCCUUCUAAUGAAAAGAAAACAGAGGUG